This is a messenger RNA of Dermatophagoides pteronyssinus (European house dust mite), 2465 nucleotides long. RefSeq lists its product as uncharacterized. The record is from RefSeq and is a predicted model, not a curated record. Lineage: Eukaryota; Metazoa; Arthropoda; Arachnida; Sarcoptiformes; Pyroglyphidae.
UAUUAGACAUUGUUUCAUUAACAUGGCAUAAACAGUUAUUGGAAAAUUUUUCACUAUUAAAAAGCAUCGAAUCCAUUUGGAACCGGUAUAGAGCUCAUUUAUUACUCUCCCUGGGCUAUAUACUUUAUUAAUGUCACGGGCACCUGUGUCAGCUGCCUGAUUGUUGCUGCUACUAAGCAUUAGGUCUAUAUAGAGAUAAAUCAAUAGCAUCCAGCUAGAACCAACGUAAAUCUUCAUUGUGCAUUUGUUUGUUUGUUUCUCUCGUGUUUAUCAUUCUUCAUCUGUUUGCCUUGUGCUAUGUGGGACCAUGUUCAUUUAUUGAUCAGAUAGAUUUUGGUGGAUUGAUUUUUAUGUUUAUCAUAUAACAAUAGUGGACAAUCAUGAUGGCCAAUAUAUCUCUACAAACGCAACAAAAUACGAAUCUGCAGUCGAUCAUGCAAGUCUCAAAUGGUACGACAACAGCAGGCUCGGUUGCUAACAAAGUACUCAUUGGUGGACAUUCGCAUCCGUUCGCAUCACAUCACAAUCAUCAUCAUCAUCAUCGUCAUACUUUGACAUUCCCUAACUUGGAAACAUUAUUUGGAACAUCAACAUCAUCGACUAAUGGGUCAUCCCAUUCGAUUUUAACGCCAACAACCAAUGCCACAAUAAUAAAUGGAAAUAAAAUUGUUGUGCGGCCUGUCAUCAGUAAUUCAAAGCUAAACAAGAGUAGCACAUUGGCCAGAAUUCAGCAAAUAACCAAGUGUCCUGAACAUUCAUCCCCGUCAAUUGAAUCUAGCAACAAUGGUGUAUAUUCAACUAUCACCAGUGGAAAUGGAAAUUUGGUUCUUUAUUCUUCCAAUAUAUGUCCUUCAACUAGAUCUUUGAUUAACAAUACAAAUCGUGUUAUCAACAACAACAGUUCAACAGUCAAACAUAUACCUAAUCCAACCCUUUUGACCCAGGAAACGGAUAUAGGGACGAUUACAAAUGAUCAAAUGAAACCCAGAUCUGCAUCGAAUACCAAUUUGCCCGACACGGCAUCACCGAUCUCACGCAAACGAAGCAAGUUAAACACUGUUGAAUGCACCCAGUCGUUAUCUACGAAUGCAAAAUGUCAGAUCAAAGGGGUCAAGGUAAAGGAUGAUGAAGAAAUACAAGUUUCGAUCAAUCCGAAAUCGAUUUUUUUCACUUCCUCGAAUGUACAAAAAGUUCAUAAUCAACAGAUCACUAACAACAAUUCUAAGACACUUGAUACUCUUAAGCUAAACAAAUCUACCAACGAUCAAAACAAUACCGGUAACAGUGUACAGAAUCAGCAAUCGGUAAACACCACACGAUUUGUUGGCAUUGUAAAUCGGCUUAAUUCAUACCACAACGAAACAUUACCCGAAAAUAUUUUCGAUACAGACGACGAGGACGAUGAUGAUGAUCUAGACAUGAAUUUUGGUCCUUAUUUUCACGAUUCUACAACCAUCGCUAGUGUUGAUAAUCUUGCAUCAAAUGCUUCACAAUUGGAUUCUGUAAACACAAAUUCUAACUGGAAAUCAUCGAUUGUCAGUCAGUCAUCAGACUUUAUCAUUCAAUUGACCUCAUUGGAUCCAAAACAGCCCGUGAUAGCCGCCGCACAAAGUGCGAAUUUACCUAUCUCCACCGAUCACGAUCAUGCAUCUAUAAUUAGAUCAGUAAAUGUGGCGAAUGUGAAUUGUAAUGAUAAAUCUGCUCUUUUACUUGAUCCAUUCAAGACAGCGAUUGUUGGACCACAACAAUCAAAUUUCAAUACGAAUAAUGUAACUGAUAAAAAACAGUCUAAACUCAACACAACUCUUGCUUCUAAACAACAAGAUCUAACGACUAAAACGGCUUCAAUUAUGUUAUCAUCGUCAUCUAUCGGACAGACGGAAUGUGAUUCUUUCAAAACCAUUCGCGAAAACGGUAAAUUCAAGUCGAAAAAGUCAUCAAAACCCGCAAAGAGACCGACAAUUCAUAAAGACGAAAGUGCUGGUCUUUCGAAAAAAAAUGAUCAUAAAAAACCUCCUUCAACGGCCAAAGCAAUCGAUCAACAGCAUCAACGUUUGGAAAUUUUGCAGCGAAAACGUCGACAAGUUUGGUUACAAUUAUUACCUCAAAUCACCGCCAAGAAAGAUCGAAUUAUGGCUACCAAAAUUGAACGAAAACAACGUCUUCGAUUGAUAGCUUAUGAGUGCCAGAAACAAUGGCACAAAUAUAGCAAACAAAAACAUAGAAUAACCAUGCAAGAGCCAAUUAAUAUGAAUACUGUUGUUAAUAAGAACAUCCAACCAUUUUCAAGUCAGAGUGAUGUCUUGUCAGUUACAGUCAAGUCCCAAUUAGAUUCAUCGACCAUGGCUUAAUUAAGCUCGCUAAAGUGAUUCAAAUCAAAUAGAUUUUUAAAAUUAGUUCCUGAUCGUCCAGGAAAUUGUCCCUAACUUGAUUCUAAAUGGUAGACAGACUAAAAAUGUUUUACU